UUGGCCUUCCAAAGUGAUGGGAUUACAGGCAGUAGCCACUGUGCCUAGCCAGAAACUCAACUUUUACUGGCUUACUCUUCAGGACCUCCCGCUCCUAUCAGAGCCUCCCUCCCCGACAACACCCCAGUUAUUUCAGGAGUGCCUUGGGGUCUCUUCAUGUUUAUAACUAAGUCUGCUCUGGCUGUUCCUUCCACUCCAUUUUGUGUCCAUGGGGCAGAGCAGUGCCCAACCAGUAGUCAUGAUUCCUCUGCUGGGCACCUCUGCUGCCCAGCCCUCUUGGGUUCGGAGUUCCACUGUGAUAUAUGGCAUAGUUGUUUGAGGAUGAGGGUGAGGUUGAAGUGAGUUCUCUCUCUCUUCUGCUUGUUGCAUUGGACGGAUCUGCCUUAUACCUCAAUGUUUCCAGACUUCAUUUUUAUUUACAACCCUUUUCUUCUCACCUCUGGGUGGUAGGAAGGUCUCCUGAAUCUAGUAUGGGUUGGUCAAACACAGCUACACUGAAAAUUACAUAUGUCUCUAAUGGCUAAGGCUUUCCUUUGGGGUGAAGUUCAUGGUCCCUAGCUCUCUAUGAGUUUAGAAUGGAUUUUCUCCCACCAAGCCGCUUAUAUUAAUGGAUAGUAGAGUUUGGCAGUAGGGCUUGGUGGAAUUUGAUGGGCUAUGCCGUGGGUUUACCAGAUGGACCCAGAUAUGCCUGGAACCCACAGUGGACACAGUUUGUGUCUCUUCUCAGAAGACUCUCCCUCAUUCUUGCUUCUUCAUGUGGUUCUUCUCUGUUGUCUUCCCAUCAAUGCAGAUUGCUCUAGUAUCGCCCAUCUUUAAAAAUUGCCCUUGAAACUACAUCCUCCCUCCGCUACUUCUCUAUCUCUUGACUCUCUAUCUCUUCACAUCCAAACCUCUCUAUUACAGCAUCCUGUUAUUUGCCUUCAUAAACAGCUUUCAUGACAAUAUAUAAUUAUCUAUGUAUUUGGGUGAUUAUUUAAUAUUUAUUCCUAAUUAAGCUUGAUAUCAUGGAUCAUGAAUGUUUAUUUUCCUUUUGCCAUUUUAUCUUCAAAUAUCUAGCACAGAGUUUAGUGCAGAAUAUGUGCUCACUGAAUAUUUGUUGCAAGCAUUGAAUAAAUGAAUAAAUGAAGGAAACAGGUUUCUGGUGGACGACUUUCCCAGCAGCCAAGUGCACCUGAAACUCACUUCUGUUUGAGCUAGGACAUUUGGGAGGUAGAAGACAUCGUAGAAGGAGUGAAAGAAGAAAAGAAGACUUAGAAACAUAGCUCAAAGUGAACACUGCUUCUCUUAGUUUCCUGGAUUUCUUCUGGACAUUUCCUCAAGAUGAAACUUCAGACACUUUGGAGUUUUUUUUGAAGACCACCAUAAAGAAAGUGCAUUUCAAUUGAAAAAUUUGGAUGGGAUCAAAAAUGAAUCUCAUUGAACAUUCCCAUUUACCUACCACAGAUGAAUUUUCUUUUUCUGAAAAUUUAUUUGGUGUUUUAACAGAACAAGUGGCAGGUCCUCUGGGACAGAACCUGGAAGUGGAACCAUACUCGCAAUACAGCAAUGUUCAGUUUCCCCAAGUUCAACCACAGAUUUCCUCGUCAUCCUAUUAUUCCAACCUGGGUUUCUACCCCCAGCAGCCUGAAGAGUGGUACUCUCCUGGAAUAUAUGAACUCAGGCGUAUGCCAGCUGAGACUCUCUACCAGGGAGAAACUGAGGUAGCAGAGAUGCCUGUAACAAAGAAGCCCCGCAUGGGCGCGUCAGCAGGGAGGAUCAAAGGGGAUGAGCUGUGUGUUGUUUGUGGAGACAGAGCCUCUGGAUACCACUAUAAUGCACUGACCUGUGAGGGGUGUAAAGGUUUCUUCAGGAGAAGCAUUACCAAAAACGCUGUGUACAAGUGUAAAAACGGGGGCAACUGUGUGAUGGAUAUGUACAUGCGAAGAAAGUGUCAAGAGUGUCGACUAAGGAAAUGCAAAGAGAUGGGAAUGUUGGCUGAAUGUAUGUAUACAGGCUUGUUAACUGAAAUUCAGUGUAAAUCUAAGCGACUGAGAAAAAAUGUGAAGCAGCAUGCAGAUCAGACCGUGAAUGAAGACAGUGAAGGUCGUGACUUGCGACAAGUGACCUCGACAACAAAGUCAUGCAGGGAGAAAACUGAACUCACCCCAGAUCAACAGACUCUUCUACAUUUUAUUAUGGAUUCAUAUAACAAACAGAGGAUGCCUCAGGAAAUAACAAAUAAAAUUUUAAAAGAAGAAUUCAGUGCAGAAGAAAAUUUUCUCAUUUUGACGGAAAUGGCAACCAAUCAUGUACAGGUUCUUGUAGAAUUCACAAAAAAGCUACCAGGAUUUCAGACUUUGGACCAUGAAGACCAGAUUGCUUUGCUGAAAGGGUCUGCGGUUGAAGCUAUGUUCCUUCGUUCAGCUGAGAUUUUCAAUAAGAAACUUCCGUCUGGGCAUUCUGACCUAUUGGAAGAAAGAAUUCGAAAUAGUGGUAUCUCUGAUGAAUAUAUAACACCUAUGUUUAGUUUUUAUAAAAGUAUUGGGGAACUGAAAAUGACUCAAGAGGAGUAUGCUCUGCUUACAGCAAUUGUUAUCCUGUCUCCAGAUAGACAAUACAUAAAGGAUAGAGAGGCAGUAGAGAAGCUUCAGGAGCCACUUCUUGAUGUGCUACAAAAGUUGUGUAAGAUUCACCAGCCUGAAAAUCCUCAACACUUUGCCUGUCUCCUGGGUCGCCUGACUGAAUUACGGACAUUCAAUCAUCACCACGCUGAGAUGCUGAUGUCAUGGAGAGUAAACGACCACAAGUUUACCCCACUUCUCUGUGAAAUCUGGGACGUGCAGUGAUGGGGAUUACAGGGGAGGGGUCUAGCUCCUUUUUCUCUCUCAUAUUAAUCUGAUGUAUAACUUUCCUUUAUUUCACUUGUACCCAGUUUCACUCAAGAAAUCUUGAUGAAUAUUUAUGUUGUAAUUACAUGUGUAACUUCCACAACUGUAAAUAUUGGGCUAGAUAGAACAACUUUCUCUACAUUGUGUUUUAAAAGGCUCCAGGGAAUCCUGCAUUCUAAUUGGCAAGCCCUGUUUGCCUAAUUAAAUUGAUUGUUACUUCAAUUCUAUCUGUUGAACUAGGGAAAAUCUCAUUUUGCUCAUCUUACCAUAUUGCAUAUAUUUUAUUAAAGAGUUGUAUUCAAUCUUGGCAAUAAAGCAAACAUAAUGGCAACAGGAUUUUCUUUGGGAACAAAAUUUGAUAAAUAUACAAACUCAUUUCUUUAAAUGUUGAAAGACAUCCUAUUGAAUCUGAGGGGGUAAUUUACAGAAAGAUACUGUCUCUCGCACUUUUGUCAUCUCUGGAAAAGUCCUGGUGAAUAGUCAUUCAUUUGUAAUAGCCCUCUGAUCAUUUCCUUUUCUUUGAAGUUCAAAGAGAAUAGCAAACAGAAAAGUUAACAAUUUUCACAUAAAAUAUUCCCUCAAGCAAUCCUUUCCCCCAUAGUUAGUCUUGAGGCAGGAUUCACAAAUUCAGAGUAUGCAGCUAACUGCAGUGAUGGGACCUUCGCUUUCCUCUCUUAAAAGUGAGGAAAUGAUUGGCUUCAUUGUAUCCAAUCAUCUUUCUGUUUUGUUUUGCUUUUGAAAACAUUCCUACAGCUGGGAGCACAGCUGCUGUAUACUUCCCCCAAAGCAGGAAUUAGUUCAUUUCCUUCCUUCAUUGUUACACUGUUGCAUUCUUCUCCCUAUUAUCCUUUGGUGAAUACAAUAAAACACCUUCUAUAAGUAA
Messenger RNA from Homo sapiens (human), 3750 nucleotides. RefSeq names its product nuclear receptor subfamily 1 group H member 4 (gene NR1H4). Gene Ontology annotation, cellular component: nucleus; nucleoplasm. Gene Ontology annotation, molecular function: DNA-binding transcription factor activity; bile acid nuclear receptor activity; sequence-specific DNA binding. Gene Ontology annotation, biological process: glucose homeostasis; fatty acid homeostasis; nuclear receptor-mediated bile acid signaling pathway. The transcript has 11 exons. The coding region runs from base 1395 to 2825 and encodes 476 amino acids. The record is from RefSeq and is a predicted model, not a curated record. Lineage: Eukaryota; Metazoa; Chordata; Mammalia; Primates; Hominidae.